Messenger RNA from Suillus fuscotomentosus, 1426 nucleotides. RefSeq names its product alcohol dehydrogenase IV. Gene Ontology annotation, molecular function: metal ion binding; alcohol dehydrogenase (NAD+) activity. Bases 123 to 1292 code for a protein of 389 amino acids. The record is from RefSeq and is a predicted model, not a curated record. Gene Ontology annotation, cellular component: mitochondrion. NCBI's taxonomy places the organism in Eukaryota, Fungi, Basidiomycota, Agaricomycetes, Boletales, Suillaceae. The transcript has 8 exons.
GAUAGUGGCAAUUGUCGCAAUGACAGUUAUGAUAUGGCGAUUAUUUAUACGGACUAAACUCCACCGCGGUUACUACUCACUCACUCAUAGGAAAUAAACAUUAUUAAUACCUCUUAUCUACCAUGACGACUGUCAAUGACACAGUGCCAGCUGGGUCUUACGCAUAUACUAACACACUUGAGGGCAUUUACUACGGGCCCAAGUGCGUUGAAACCGCACUCCCAAAACUUUUGGACACUCUUGGAGCCAAACGAGCGCUUAUCGUAACAGGAAAGUCUCUCCGCAACAAGACUGGUAUUGUGGAGGAAAUCGAGAACAUCUUGAAGAAAUACAAUGCAUUUGGUGCUACUUUCUCGGAAAUCGGGGAGCAUACUCCUGAGGCUGGUAUCGAGAACGGCGUUUCCAAGUUUCGUGAAGUCGACGCCGAUAUUAUAGUGUCCGUUGGUGGAGGUUCUCCCGUCGAUGCAUCAAAGGCUAUUAUUUUCAGGCUGCAGCAGCAAAGAGCACAAGAAACAUCUGGCAAAGAGCUGGAGUUCUUGCGGCAAAUCGCAAUACCAACAACCCUGAGUGCGGCCGAGUACACGUGUAGCGCAGGUUAUACCAAUAAACAGGGUGACAAGGUAGCUAUCAGUCAUCAACAGCUUACUCCAGCGGGGAUCAUCCUGGACGCCGAGUUGACUCUUUCAACACCUGAACAAUUAUGGCUUUCUACUGGCGUGCGUGCGCUGGACCAUGCAGUCGAGAGUCUAUACAGACCUGGAGUGCCCUUACCAAUGAAAAGGCUAUGCCAUGCUGCCAUCGCUGAUCUUUUUCAUUUUCUUGUAUUAUCAAAGAAAGACAGCGAAGAUCUCGUUGCCAGGCAGAGGCUGCAAGUUGCGUCAUGGAUGAGUUUAUGGCCGCGGAGGAUCGAAAAGCCUAGCUCGUUAGGAUUAUCUCACACGCUUGGUCAUAAGCUCGGAGCAACAUAUGGGAUACCGCAUGGCAUCACCUCAUGCUUGACACUUGCACCGGUCGUCAACCUACAAGCGGAAAUAGCAAGUCAAGAAGAUAAGGAGUACCUUGCUGAAGCCUUACUAUAUCUCAGAGAGCCAUCAACUGGGACUGUUGACGGAGAUGUCAAGAAACUAUCGUACAUGAUCGCUAGCCUUGUGCAAGAGCUCGGACUGCAGAGGACGUUGAGCCAAUAUGGGGUACCAACGGCCGACAUUGAACAGAUCGCGGUCCGUGCAGUUGGUCAAGAGGAUGAAGAGUUGCUUUCAAAGGUCAAGAUUAUUUUGGAGAGCAUUUACUGAUUCAAGUCCUGCUCGUUAUUGAGUGGUGGAUGACACCGAUGUAAAUAUAUGCACAAGCCUUACUCCACUAUUUUUCGCGAUGCCGGCCCCGAACAAGUUGAGGAAAUUAAAGUGGGUGGUUUUUCUGUUUAUUU